AUGAAGGCACUGCGGCCAGUGAGCAGUUCUCCAUCAUGUACGACAUUUUUUGCCGAAGACAGUGGCAAUCGUGUAGUCGUAAAGCUUUACUUUAUUAAGAAUUUAGGGCUUUCUGAAUGGUUUUAUCAAAAGCGAUUGGGUAUUCUCCGUGGGAUAUUAGAUAGCCUUAGUACCGUAUCUCAUAGCUCACUACCAACAUAUAGGCUUGAUAGGUGCUUUGAACCGAAUGAUCUCUUCGGCGCUGAUCUUUACUAUGCUCGAGAUUACAUAGAAGGAAACUCCCUGGAUCUCAUCAUUCCGACAAACAAGAAUGAGCAUCCAAGAGCGCUUGAGGUUAAGGCCUGGAAGCUUAUACGUGACUUAUCCAGUGCACUCCUGUACCUUCAGCAACACACCAAGAAGGGCAUUUGUCACGGCAAUAUAAAGCCUCAGAAUAUUAUAUCGACUCCAGAAGGGAUAUAUGUCUUUACGGAUGUCGGCAUAUGCCCGCACUUUCUUACCAGUGUGACAACUCUAAGUGCGUUGCAUUCAUCAGUCCAGACCUCUCGUCUUUAUCAACCGAAGGAAUUCUAUUCUACAGUAGACAUUGCUCCAAGCUUUGAUAUCUGGUCACUUGGGUGUGUUCUUUGCGAGUUUCUUUCGGGAGAGCCUCUCUAUGCUGACAAGGCACAACCUAUAAGGCAGGACAUAAUUACCUUGCGCCGCUUUCCAUACAGUAACUCGCUUCUGCACCUUGCCCACUGGAUGCUAGCUGUGGAGUCUACCACGCGAAUAGAAUUAGCAACGUUAGUGGACAUCUCUAUAAAGGGGGUAGCAAUAGUAGCUGAUGAUGCAUUUUCCGGGGAUCCUAUGACUGACCCUAAGAUGUGUAGUCUAUGUGAGAAUAUCAUUCGGCAGAAGAACCUUAGUGGAAGCAUAUCGUCUCUGCGUAUUCUUGAAACCAGCUCUCAGACUGAGGAGCCCGAGUACUUGCCCGAAGAAAGAAACGGAGUUGUUCAGCAAAUGAUUAAUAAUGUCAACAAGCACAAGCUUAUAGGCGUUUCCAAUUCUACUUUAUUGGUGGAAUCUAUGGCACCAGAAGAUACUAGAAAAGAUAUGCAACUGCAAAAUCUAGCAGCACAGGUGGACAUGAAAAACGCUCAUAUUGAGAAGCUUAGUAUGGAUCUGGAGCAUGCCACUUCGGCCCUUGCAAUGUUGGAGAAGAGGUUUUCAACCGCACGUGAAGAACUACAACGCUUAGAGCAGAUAUAUACGUCCUUUCUUGUAGCGAACAAGCACGAGCCGGCUGUUCACCCUGUCCACGUCAACAAACUGCUACACGAGAAGAAUAAGUGCGAGGAGACGCUCAUAGCAGAGCGCGAGAAAUUCACACAACAGCUGGCAGAUGCCCAUGAAACAAUUAAGCAGCUUAAAAUAGCUUAUGAGUCCAGAAUUGACGCACACAAUGCCACGAUUGCAGAACUAGCCGCCAUAAAGCAGGAGCUUGCUAGUCGAAAUGACGCUCUUUUACGAGAUAAGCGGAUACUAACUCUACAGAAUGCCAUAAUGAGUGCAGAGUCGGAAAGGUCAGCCCUCCAGCGGGAGAUCUUGGCGGCUCGAAGAGACAUCAAAGCACUCGUGAUGAUGCACAAGGAAAGUGUACAGGCACUCAGUAGUGUGAAGGAGCGCUUAAAUACUGAGCUAGAACGCUCGAAUAAGUUGCAGGACCGUUGCAGACAGUUGGAGGAUGUACUCAAUUUAGAUAAGCAGAUUUUGCCAGCCGAUUUUGUGAUAGAAAGAUCAUUUCUUGAAGAGAAGCUUGCAAUUCUUGAGCGGGAAAACGAAAAAUUGCUCAAGGAAAUAGGCUAUCUAAAGGCAAUAAAUGGUCACGCAUUGCCGCCACCCCCGCCCUACCUAGAGAAGAACGCAGAUUUAGACGUUAUAGAAUCUUCUGAAGAGGCAAACAAGGAAAAGGCAAAGAUGUUUCUGGAGAGGUUUGAUUCGUUGAUACAAGAUACAAGAGAGAACGCGAGACAUUACAAAAGCUGCUCGGUUAUGGAGGGAUCUGCAUUCAUUGUAGACCCUCGACCCAUCCCCACUCCCACAGCCAUAUGUCACGAGAUCCUAGAAGGGAGUGGCCUCUGCACGCUGCAUGAAAUAAACUAUGCGAUGUGCGGAUCUUCUUACCGCAUGCUCUAUGAAAAAUCACUGUGA
This is a messenger RNA of Giardia duodenalis, 2193 nucleotides long. RefSeq names its product Kinase. The record is from RefSeq and is a predicted model, not a curated record. Gene Ontology annotation, molecular function: protein kinase activity; ATP binding. The transcript has a single exon. Bases 1 to 2193 code for a protein of 730 amino acids. NCBI's taxonomy places the organism in Eukaryota, Fornicata, Diplomonadida, Hexamitidae. Gene Ontology annotation, biological process: protein phosphorylation.